This is a messenger RNA of Thalassophryne amazonica, 835 nucleotides long. Its product is annotated as cortexin-3. Bases 311 to 562 code for a protein of 83 amino acids. NCBI's taxonomy places the organism in Eukaryota, Metazoa, Chordata, Actinopteri, Batrachoidiformes, Batrachoididae. The record is from RefSeq and is a predicted model, not a curated record. The transcript is spliced from 2 exons.
ACGAGCGGCGCGUCAGGACAAAAAAAAAGAGAAAGCAACCGUGCAAGCAGCAGAGGGUGAGGUCUGCUGAAACAUCUUUCAGAAAAAAUAAAAUAACGCUGUGAGGCUGCCAUCAGACGAGGAGUGCAGCGGUUUGCUCGAUCGUGUGAUUUGUUUGUUUGAUCGUGAAAACAGCCUGUACAGAUGAGGAUGGAGACCUGACGGAGGUGACCGAGCUCCUUCGAGAUAACAACAGGUCAAUCCAGUGACUCAUUCUUCCCUUCAAAAUCUGUAACCACCCAAAAAAGAGCUGGAGCCCAGACGAUCAAGCAUGGAUGUGCCCAGGAUGGCUGAGGGGCUCUUCAGCAGCACCCUAUCCUCGUCAGGAGGGGGCCAUCACGUGCCUUCCUACCUGACGAUGGAGCAGAAGGCCGCCUUUGUCUUUGUGCUGCUUCUCUUCAUCUUCCUGGCCUUGCUCAUUGUGCGCUGCUUCCGCAUUCUGCUGGACCCAUACCGCAGCAUGCCAUCAUCCAACUGGACAGACCACACUGAGAAAGACACAUUUGAUUACCGCAUUGUCUGAGGUUCAAAUUAAAGCAAGUCAAAUUUAAUAAAAUUCUAAUAAAUAAAUAAAUAGACUGAUCCAAGGCUAACUAAGAAGAAAUGACCGCUGAUUCACCAGGAAAACAGUUUUCAGAAAGCCCUCUUCUGAAAGCUCAGCUGAGCCGAAUCACAGGAUUGUUUGCAGAAAUGAGCGAUAACAACAAAUCAACAGCUUCUCCCUGCCAAAUUAGUUAAUUCUCAACUAUAACAAGAGAAAUGCAACUUAUGCUAUGAAGAUUAUCCAUCCACCCAC